Molecule: messenger RNA, 1644 nt
Organism: Macrosiphum euphorbiae (potato aphid)
Lineage: Eukaryota; Metazoa; Arthropoda; Insecta; Hemiptera; Aphididae
Source: the annotation of a GenBank genome assembly
AUGUGCGGUAUAUUUUGUUCGUUCGUCAAAGGGUCGUUCGUCAAAGGGUCGUCCGCGUGCGGUGAGAUCAUCAAGUGUAGAUCGGCGCUGCAGAAGAGAGGCCCGGACGUGGGUUCCACUCAUCAGGUCAAUGUCAAUGGCUACACUGCUUUGUUCUCGGGCAACAUACUGUGGACUCAAGGAGAGCGUCCAACCGGUCAGCCAUAUGUUGAUCGAAAGGGAAAUAUAUUACUAUGGAAUGGUGACGCAUACAGUUGGAAUCUGACGAUGAACGCUAGUAUUAAAGACAGCGAUACAAAAAUAAUAUCAGAUUUUCUGUGUGAUGGAGGCAGCAUGGAACUGCUUAUGACUUCUGUCCACGGCCCAUAUUCCAUUAUCUAUUACGACUGUGAACAACAAGUUUUGUGGGUCGGUAGAGAUCCAAUAGGCCGCAUCAGUUUGUUAUGGAACAUUAGUGCGGACAAACUGAUAGUCACUUCAGUUGGACACAAAGACAUUGCAGAUCUAGAAGAAGUACCAGCCAUUGGAUUGUUUAGAUUUGAUUUGAAUGCUCGUAUACUUGAACCUCAAUUAUACCAGUGGUCACACACACGUUUUGAUUGUGAUUACAACAUUUCAAAUGAAUUGCAAUAUUUUAAACAGACCCGUGUUCAACAUGUUACAAAUCCUGAAGACUCUAUACUACAACAAAAUUAUCAAUUAAACAUGUCUGAGCUAUUGUUGCACCAAGAAUUUUGUAAGAAUGUCAGUAAUCUGAUUCACUAUUUGUCUCAGUCAGUUGAAAAAAGAACAACAAUCAAUCCAAAGGCUUGUAAAAUGUGCGAGUUCAAAUGUGAUCAUGCAAAAAUGGCUAUUUUAUUUUCAGGAGGUAUAGAUUCGGCAUUACUAGCUCUAUUAGCUUCCAAAUAUGUAGAAUCUGAUGAACCAAUUGAUUUGUUAAAUGUUUCAUUUGAAAGACCAGCAAACUCUGGCAAUUUUGAAUGCCCAGAUAGACAAACAUGUUUAAAUACAUUAGAAGAGUUAAAAACUUUGUGUCCAACUAGACGAUGGAACUUAAUAAAAAUAGACAUUUCAAGUGUUGAAUUGCAACAAAAACGUUUUGACACUAUACGCCAUCUCAUUUAUCCUUUAAAAACCGUCCUAGAUGAUAGCCUUGGCUGUUCCUUAUGGUUUGCCUCUCGGGGACUUGGCAAAUGUAAUGGAAAAUCUUAUAAAACCCCUGCUCGAGUGUUAUUGUCUGGAAUGGGUGCAGAUGAGCUAUUGGGCGGGUAUACAAGAUAUAGAAAAAUUCUGCAGCGACAUGGUUGGCAGUCACUGAAUGAAGAAUUAGAUAAAGAUUUUUCCAAAAUACCAUCACGUAAUCUAGGUCGAGAUAACCGUGUGUGUUGUGACCAUGGUCGUCAGUUACGUACACCAUAUUUAGAUGAAAAUUUUGUAGAAUUUAUUAGAGGACUUUCACCAUGGCAACGGUGCUGGCCAAAAGAACCAUACCCGAUCAACUUGGGUGAAAAGCUAUUGUUACGAUUAGCAGCGUUCAAAUUGGGACUUAUAAAUGCAGCCUGUUUACCAAAACGAGCUCUACAAUUUGGCUCAAGAAUAGCCAAUAAAAAAGAAAAUGGUAGUGAUUUAAGUGAUAGAUUAUAA